Messenger RNA from Anguilla rostrata (American eel), 2318 nucleotides. Its product is annotated as stomatin-like. The coding region runs from base 380 to 1243 and encodes 287 amino acids. Gene Ontology annotation, cellular component: plasma membrane. The transcript has 7 exons. The record is from RefSeq and is a predicted model, not a curated record. Lineage: Eukaryota; Metazoa; Chordata; Actinopteri; Anguilliformes; Anguillidae.
UAAAAUAUGUUAAUAGGGCUAGGUUUAUUACGUUUGCAAUUAGACUUCGGUAAAAUACAUUUUGUUAAAGAACUGCCUAUUGACUUAAAUGUAGGCAUAUCACGUAAAGGUAUAACGACGGAUGCACAAAGUUCUGCCAUAGUUUCCAUCCGCUGCAGCACAAUUCGUGACGUCUCCUGUCUCGUGCAUAGAUAUUUUUUGUCCGUGAAAAAUCAUAACGGUUAAUAAACGGUCUGUGACGCAUUACUGUACGCAAGCUUAGCGAGCCAUUUUCUUUUAAAUUGACCUAACUAUAAUAACUGUUAGCCAGGCAGUUCGCUCGAUCGGCGAGCGGUUCAUCUGUCCAACCCUUCACGGUCAAGAAGAUUUGGACAGCACCAUGUCAGAAUCUGACGAAAAGCGCCGACCUGCUUCAGUUUCUACAUAUCCGGAGAACAUGGACGGUAGCUUUGGGCUGUGCGGGUGGCUUAUAAUCAUCUUCUCUGUCCUGCUGAUCAUCAUCACCCUGCCAUUCUCCAUCUGGGCAUGCAUGAAGACCGUCAAAGAGUACGAGCGGUCCAUCAUCUUCCGGCUUGGGCGGAUCCUGCGGGGCGAGGCUCGCGGGCCAGGGCUCUUCUUCAUACUGCCCUGCACUGACAGCAUCAUCAACGUGGACAUGCGCACUAUAACCUUCGACAUCCCUCUACAGGAGGUGCUGACUAAGGACUCGGUGACGGUGAGUGUGGAGGGUGUGGUGUACUACCGGGUGAGGAACGCCAAGCUGGUUGUCGCCAACAUCACCAACGCAGACUCCGCCACACGCCUGCUGGCCCAGACCACCCUGCGCAACGUGCUGGGCACCAAGAGCCUGGCAGAGCUGCUGUCCGACCGGGAGCAGAUCGCCCUGAGCAUGGAGCUGUCGUUGGACGUGGCCUCGGAGGCCUGGGGCAUCAAGGUGGAGCGGGUGGAGAUAAAGGACGUGAAGCUGCCCCAUCAGCUCCAGAAGGCCAUGGCGGCCGAGGCAGAGGCCGCGCGCGAGGCUCGAGCCAAGGUGAUCACGGCGUACGGCGAGAUGAACGCCUCGCGGGCGCUGAAGGAGGCGUCGCUGGUGAUCGCCGAGUCGCCGGCCGCGCUGCAGCUGCGCUACCUGCAGACGCUCAACACCAUCGCCGCCGAGAAGAACUCCACCAUCAUCUUCCCGCUGCCCAUGGAGAUGUUCGCCGGCUUCGUGCGGAGCAGCCCCGACGCAAAGGCCUUCCCGUAGAGCGCCUGGCGGGGCUCCUCCGUCCGGAGUCAUCCCGUCGCCCGCUGGCGUUUGGGCCUUCCGCACACCGCCACCGCCGCUCUGGAGGGAGCCGAGCCAGACGUUAACCCUUUGAACACCGGAAAAUUCCAUUCCUCCAGAAAGAAACGUUUUAAAAGCAUCUUUAACUGAAACAUUUUUAAAAAAUUGCUUUUUAAAGUCAUUUACAAUCAAUUAAUUGAAACAUUUUUACCCUUUUGACACGGCUAAAAUUCCUGCAGAUUACUGUCCAUUUUUAAAUACGAGUUUUCACUCAUGUAUAGGAGAAAAUUGUUCUUAGAAAUAAUUGUACAUUUUGAUUUGAUGUCAUUCUCAGGGAAGUUGUGGUUGUGUUUUCAAAUUUUAACAGCAUCUAAAGAGUUAUAGUAUUUCAUAUAUGUAUUUGACCCCCCACGGUUGCCGCAAACUGGCUCUGCUUGACUCGACGUGUCACAGUGUGUUUUAAUCGUUGUUAAACAGUCCCGAAGUGUCUGGUGCCCGUUCAGAGUUCGGAUUUCUUACGGAUUGCCCAGGAAUCCAGGAAUUGCCCCGGUAGUUUUAAGAAACGGCCACAAAAGUUUGUUUGUGUUUGUGUGCACGCGUGCGCAUGUAUGUGUGUUUUUCUGUGUAUGUGUGUGUGUAUUUGUGUGUGUGUGUGUUUGUCUAUGUUUGUGUGUGCGUGCGUGCGUGCGUGUGUGUUUGUGUGCAUGCACGCGCAUGUGUUUGUGUAUAUGUGUUUGUGUGUGUGUGUGUGUGUGUGUGUGUGUUUGUCUGUGUGUGUGUGUGUGUGUGUGUAUGUGUGUUUGUCUAUGUGUAUAUGUGUGUGUGUGUGUUUGUGUAUGUGUGUGUGUGUGUGUUUGUGUGUGUGUGUGUGCGCGCGCGCGCGUGUGUAAUAGAGGUGGGUAGCACCCCCUACAGAGGAAUCUGUUGAGGCUGUUUCCUGUCAGCCCAGUUUAAGCUUCUGUGUGCUUCUGUUGGUGUGAAACGAGGACGACCACAGCCUGGAGGGCUCUCUGUUCUUAAUGACCAUCUAAUAAAGACUCUGGCUUCCCUUCGA